This is a messenger RNA of Mytilus californianus (California mussel), 3723 nucleotides long. RefSeq names its product 72 kDa type IV collagenase-like. Gene Ontology annotation, cellular component: extracellular matrix. Lineage: Eukaryota; Metazoa; Mollusca; Bivalvia; Mytilida; Mytilidae. Gene Ontology annotation, biological process: proteolysis; extracellular matrix organization; collagen catabolic process. The transcript is spliced from 9 exons. The record is from RefSeq and is a predicted model, not a curated record. Gene Ontology annotation, molecular function: metalloendopeptidase activity; zinc ion binding. Bases 535 to 1455 code for a protein of 306 amino acids.
UUGUAAGAAAAUAUAGAAACUGAGUCUCCUGUUUCGUAGCGAGUACAAAUAUCUAAGUAUAGAUUGUAUGCUUCCCAACAGUUGAAUUUGUUUUUAAAUUAAAUUGAACUGCGAGUUUUAAAAAUAGUAAUUUUAGUUAUUCGAUUAUAACCGUUCGUUCACAAGUGAAGCAGGAUACAAGGAGAUGAAAAACGUAUACUAUACUUUCGCUUCAUGUUAUCUGUACACCUGUAUUUGGAUGGUAGUAAGGUCGAUUGCAGGAUAAAUUCCGAAUGUAUGAUUGUGUUACAAAAAUGAAGAAUACACACUUUUUACACGUGCAGCCAAGUACAUGUAUCUAGCUCAACCAUGAAAUUUUGCACGAAAUUAAAGAUCGUUGACAUUCAGUGACAUUUCUUGUUUAUCAAAAACUGACUCCUUUGAAUAUUACAACAGUUAUAAAAUGUAUAGUGGCUGGUGCAGACUAAUAAUUGAAGUAUUUCACAUAGACAUACUGUUGAACUAAUAUCCCGCCUCUGUAAACAUAUAAAUGGAAUGUCACAAGCAGCUCCAAUCAGAUCACUUCCGGACGAAACAUCAUUUAACGAAGCUAUCCAGGCUAAGAACGCUGAUGUAUUUUUCAUGCGGUUUGGUUAUAUGAAAAACAUAACUACAAGAACAAGACAUGUGGACAAAGCUGACAAAAGAAAAGAAGCAAUUAGGAAAUUUCAACAAUUCAACGGAAUGAAUAUUACGGGAGAGCUAGACGAAGAAACCAUACAAAAAAUAAAACAGCCUCGUUGUGGAGUUGCAGACUUCAACGAGUCUUCUCGAGACAGACCGUUGCAGUUCUUUGCGCCAGGUUAUAAAUGGAGCAGGAAAAGGAUAACAUGGAAGCUAACAGGAUAUACCAAUCAGCUUCCAAACUCGACACAAAGAUUAGCUUUCGAGAGUGCGCUAAAGAAAUGGUCCGAUGUGACGUCAUUGAUAUUUGAAUACACAGAAGUCCAUCCAGAUAUAGAAAUUCUAUUUGCCAGGGGUAACCAUGGUGACGGAUCAUAUAACGCCUUUGAUGGUCCAGGAAGAGUUUUAGCGCAUGCGUUUUAUCCAGCCGAUGGUGACACCCAUUUUGAUGACGAUGAAACCUGGAUUUUCAGAUCGGGAACGGGAACAGAUCUAGAGGUUGUAGCUGCACAUGAAUUUGGACAUACCUUAGGACUUGGUCAUUCGCAAAAUACUGCUUCUUUGAUGGCGCCAUUUUAUAAAAGAAUGGACCCUGGUUGGCGACUUCACCAGGACGACAUCACAGGAAUACAAUCACUCUAUGGGUUUCCAGAAAAUCAGCUAUCAGCGCCAUUAUCUUCACCAUCGACCACUUCAUCCGGGAUUAACCAUAAACUUAUUUAUAACAUUAAAUAUAUUAUUUCAUCUAUUAUAGUUUCCAGAUAUAUUUUGGAAAUGCUAAUUUUCUGUUGAAUUUAUUUUCAAUGGAUACAAUGUGAUGAACGAAGACUGUACAAUGUAUUAUUCAGUAAAUUUCAUGAAUGGAAAAAACUUAAUUCCUGUCACCCAGAGUAUGAAAAGCAUGAUGGUUGAUAACAUAACAUUUAACCGAAGAAAAGUGAGAUGCAAUAAAAAGGAAAAUACUGCCAAUUAAACAUGAUGAAACACGACGAGAGAUGCAAAAAGGCAUUCUCUUAUUUUCUCGCGAAACUAUGGUAAACAUGGUAAACAGGCAAAAUAAUUUCAAUCGUCACUGAACAGAAUUAAAAGGUUAAUAAGAAAAUCAAUUUACUUCAAUCCUACAGUAAUUUGUCUUGCAUGUGAUACAUACAAGUCGUUCAUUUGAUAUUCUACCCGGAUAUUUAUUAUUCGGUUCUAAUUGCGCACAAGUUAAACAUUUCCUCAAAGGUAUGGAUUGCUUCGCAGUAUCAUAAAUUAACGCCAGCAUUUGUUUUCAUGUUUUUGUGAUUUUUAGAGAAACCAAACGACAGUUUUUAUAAAAAAAUUUAUUUCAGAAGUAUUUAUUAUUUUUUUCAUUUUCGUUUACUUUUAUAUGGGUUUCAAUUUCAAUGUUAUUAGUAAUUUGAUACAAAAUGCUAUAUAUAUAAUUCUGAUUGAAUAUUUUUACUCUUUCUAAUGUUUUAAAGCAUUUCUGUCUGAAACAAAUAGAUUUUACUAGUUAAAAAAAAAGUGACCCAAAAACAACAUUUUUAUCGAUCGGUACGGUUCUCGAAUACCCAUACUGUCAGAUCAUCCAUAUAUAAUUUCUACUCCUCUUCUUGACGUGUUCCUAAUUUUAUAACUCAUUCAAGCCAAAUGAAUCUUAGCAACACCAAUAAGCAACUAAUGAUGACUAGCUGUUGUUAAGUAAACAUUUCAAGAUGGCGUUUAUAUCGACUGAAACUAAUAGUUUUGCACCGUAUUGAGAAACAAUUAAAUUGAAUCAUUGAUUGUUGCUGGCUGACGGUCAGAGUAAGCAUUCUCCAGUCUUUUACAAUAACUACUUUUUUCACGAGAAAUCAGAGAAGUAAUUUAUUUUUAUUCUUCACUAUUUUUAAUGUCUGUGGAUUGAUUUUACAAAUAAAAAUUCGGUAUAUGAUUAACCUAGACCUUUUCAUGUCAAGAUAUUGAAUGUUGGCCGUCAUCGCAAGGCUUGGGUUGAUGGAAAUAAAUCGUUAAUAACAUAAAAUGGAAUCAAUUGUACUGCAUCAUAUGAGCAUUUCGACAAUACAAGCCUUUUAAGUGAUGCUCAAUGCUAAAAUGUUUGAAAAUCCAAAAGUUUAUAAAACUUUGUAAAAACCGACAAAAGUCUAGCCAAACCCGGACAAAAAUCAUAAGUUAUACACGAGAGAAAUGCAUUCCUAAAUUUCAGAUGAUUUCAUGUACUUUAUAACUAUAUAAACAAAUUACAGUUUACUUUUUUCCAUUUUUUAAUACCAGUAACGAAGUGCAUAGCUACUACGUUAGAUUAAAAAUACGGAUGCAACAGUCAGUCUCAUAAAUCCUUUUAACCACUCGUUCAUUUGAUCAACGUAUUCAUUAUGUAUAACAAGCUUUAAAAAGGUGAAAAAAUUUGCUAUAUUGUAAGGUAUACGGUUAUAUUUGCGUACCUCUUCGUGUGUUUAGGUCUAGUACAUCCAUGGAUUUCAAAUGUUUAAGUAAUUUUAGCGUUCCUGGUGAAGAUAACCCGAAAAGUGCUUCGACCUCACGAAAGAUACCAAAAGAAACAUGCAAACUCAUAAGUUUGAAUGUCCUUUGGUACAUUAUCCUCUCUUUUUCGAAAAUAAACUGACAACGCCACGGCAAAUCAAGAAAAAGAUCAAAAGACAAACAACAAUACACAAAACACAAAACACACUUCAGAAAACUAUAGAGCUAAGCAACAUGAACCCCACCGAAAACCGAGUGUGAUCUCGGGUGCCCAGGGAGGGUAAGCAGAUCCUAUUUCACAUGUGCUAGCCGUCGAUUUGCAAAAAUGAUCAAAUGUUAUUUUUCUUUACCUGACUUUCGAAAGAUCAAAUGUCAAAGGUCAAGUGCCCAAUAUUGUCCGUCACCGACUAAUUUCAACUGUGAAGCUGUUGAAAUUGCUAAGGUAAAUAUCAUCUAACACUGGUGUCGCAAAAUAUACUGAAUAGCCUUUUAAUAAACUUGAAGGCCAGCCUUAGUAUAUUAAAUACUAAGAAGGACGCUCUUAAAAAUGCCAUCUUUAUUUCGAUGUAAUAUUGUUGUACUAGGAGAAAU